Molecule: messenger RNA, 1720 nt
Organism: Heterocephalus glaber (naked mole-rat)
Lineage: Eukaryota; Metazoa; Chordata; Mammalia; Rodentia; Bathyergidae
Product: U8 snoRNA-decapping enzyme
Biological process (GO): mRNA catabolic process; sno(s)RNA catabolic process
Cellular component (GO): nucleus
Molecular function (GO): phosphodiesterase decapping endonuclease activity; snoRNA binding
Source: RefSeq, a predicted model, not a curated record
GGUGUCCAGACUAGGAAGGGAAAGGUUUCAGCAAUGGCCGGGGGCCGGAAGUUGGAGCUGACAGAGGCCUUAACUCUGGGGCCUGGGUGGCGGCAUGCCUGUCACGCGCUGCUCUACGCGCCCGACCCGGGGAUCCUCUUUGGCCGCAUCCCACUGCGGUACGCCGUGCUGAUGCAGAUGCGCUUUGAUGGGCGCCUGGGUUUUCCAGGUGGCUUCGUGGACUCACAGGACAGCACCCUGGAGGACGGACUGAACCGUGAAUUGCGCGAGGAGCUGGGCGAGGCGGUCUCUGUCUUCAGCGUGGAGCGCACAGACUACCGCAGCUCACAUGCAGGGGACAGGCCACGCGUCGUAGCUCACUUCUAUGCCAAACGACUGACGCUAGAGCAGUUGGAGGCUGUGGAAGCUGGAGCACCAAGAGCCAAGGACCACGGGCUGGAGGUGCUGGGCCUGGUUCGGGUGCCCCUGUACACCCUGCGGGAUGGUGUGGGAGGCCUCCCUGCCUUCCUGGAAAAUUCCUUCAUUGGUGCUGCCCGGGAGCAACUACUGGAAGCCCUCCAGGACUUGGAACUCCUAGAAUCUGGCUCUGUCUUGGGCCUUAAGACUCGAGUUCAUCAGUAGAGGAAACCCACUGUAGACUCCUAGAACCUAAGAUCAAGAUCUUGAAGUGGGGGUGGGGGCUUCCUUCUGGGCCUGUGAGAUGAUAGAUGAUACUGUAUUAAAAGUGGGAGAUGUGUGUGAUAUAUGUUUUGAGCAGUGGGCUCUCCCAACUCAUAGCAUCAGGCAAAUAUCCAUAGCUCAUCCUAGGGGCCCUGGCAGAGUCUCAAUCAGCUUCUUCCCUGUACAUGAGUACAGUGUGGAACCCCAUGCGCAAGCAUGUCCAGUCUGUGACCACACACAGUUUGACACGCCCCCUGCCCCAGCUUGUCUAGUUUAACAAGGAAGUGGCAGUUGUGGUGCCUGCCUUGUCACCAUCCCUUCUUCCUGGGGUGGAGCUUCUGAAGCAGAGGAGAAUCUCUUUCCCCUGUCCUUCAUGGCUGUUCUGCAGGGUCUGUCCCACUUCUUGCUUGUUAGGCAGAAUAGCAGCAGAGGAUCCUCUUACUUGAGGGUUGGCCCAAACGUGGGUUCCUGGAAGUGGGAGGAGGUCGUUACCAAUCACCCUACCCUUUUCUUCCCCUGAAAGUGAGCAUGAGCAGGUGGCAAGAUCUUCUUGGGCUGAUCUUGGACUUGAGACCCGUGAAUUCUGGUGCCUCUGCUCCAGGACUUUGACCUCAAGUUGCCUUAGUCUCUGUGAAAUCAGAAGGGAACUAGCCCAGCCCCUGCAUGCCCUACUCACCAGGAAGACUGAUGGUAAUAGGGCUGAUGGCUGGACCUCCAUGCCCUCUAGUGUUUUCAGCAGGUAUUAGUUAUGCACCUACUAAGUUCCAAGUCCCAAGAGAUAUAGAGAGGGAGAUAGAGCCCUUAUCAAUACUGGAACAAGGGCUGGACAAACAGUUCUUAAGGGCCAGACAAUAAAUAUUACAGGCCUUGUGUGGCACCUGGUUUUUGUGGCAACACCUUAACUUUGUCGUGUCAAUUAUCUGUGCAAUAUAUAAAUUAAUUUGUGUCAUUGUGUCCUAAUGAAACCCUAGUUAAAAUACCAACAAUAGGUGAUUUGUGUCUGGACCGUAAUUUACUAAAGCCUGUUAUAGAAGGGAAAAUAAAAUUAAUAUUAAUUGGA